This is a messenger RNA of Gymnodraco acuticeps, 1583 nucleotides long. Its product is annotated as phosphorylase b kinase regulatory subunit alpha, skeletal muscle isoform-like. Gene Ontology annotation, biological process: glycogen metabolic process. Bases 110 to 727 code for a protein of 205 amino acids. The record is from RefSeq and is a predicted model, not a curated record. The transcript has 6 exons. NCBI's taxonomy places the organism in Eukaryota, Metazoa, Chordata, Actinopteri, Perciformes, Bathydraconidae. Gene Ontology annotation, cellular component: phosphorylase kinase complex. Gene Ontology annotation, molecular function: calmodulin binding.
UUUAGGUAAAUCAUGUUUUUUGGACGUUUGUAACGCAGAGUGGAUUUCUUUUCCAUUUCAGCUCGACCCGUCACUCUCCUUCUCUCGCAAGGGAAUACGAUCUCAGUCAAUGGACAUAGAAAACUUUGAAUCUGGGAGGUACAGGCUGCCCUCCAUUGAAUCCCUGGACAUUCCGGAAUGCAUACCGGUUGCCAAGGAUACCAGGCACGGCCAAUGGCUGCGCAGGAGGCGUCUGGACGGAGCGCUGAACCGAGUGCCCGUCGGAUUCUACCAGAAAGUCUGGAGGAUCCUGCAGAAAUGCCACGGUUUGUCCAUAGAGGGCUUUGUCCUUCCUUCUUCAACCACCAGAGAGAUGACACCAGGAGAGAUCAAGUUCUCGGUGCACGUGGAGACGGUGUUGAACCGCGUCCCUCAGCCCGAGUACCGGCAGCUGCUGGUGGAAGCCAUCUUGGUUCUCACCAUGCUGGCCGACGUGGACAUCCCCAGCAUCGGAUCCAUCAUCCACGUGGAGAAGAUCGUGCACCUGGCCAACGACAUGUUCUACAAGGAUCAGAAGGACCUGGGAGCAGAGGAGCACAUCCUGGAGCGAGACCCGUCCACAGGAGUGUGCCGGCUGCUGUACGACAGCGCCCCCAGUGGUCGUUUCGGCAGCAUGACCUACCUCACCAAGGCCGUGGCGGUGUACGUUCAGGACUUCCUGCCCAGCGGAUCCUGUGCAGUGCAGUGAGAGAGCACGUGAAACCUGAAACCUGAAAAAGAAACCACUCAGUAGAAAACGCUGCUAAAGCUACUAUUUGCAGCAUUUUUUUACAUUCAAGGAAAUAACAGGACAUCUGCUGUAUAUUGUCAUUAUGUGUGUUAAUGCAGAGUGUAAGCAAAUCAUAUCGAACUUUAACAACACAUGAAUUGUGAUGUAUGCUUUUAGAUAAAACAUGUAUUUGUUGAAGGGGCAUUGACACAGAGUCAUCAUGCAAAGAGUGUUUCCUUAUCCUCUGAGCACAGGUCAUUACAAAAAAAGUCAAAGGACCUGAAACACUGCAGGCACUGGAGCAAUAAUACACAUUUGGUGCUUACGUGAAGAGUUACUGCAGCAGGACAGUAAUAAAGAAUAAAAUAUAUAUUCAACAUAUCUUUUGUUGACAAUCAGAAAAAUAUAUUUUACCGCCAAACUGAAAAACGAAUAAUUUCCGUCCAUUUCUAAUGUCGUGAUGACUGAUGUAAGAACUUGUUUACGGGAAAAUAGUUAAUUAUAUUUGUUUGAUCUUGUGAUUUGAAAGUGACAAUCACAUUUAAUCUUCUGUACAGCUAUUUAACCACGACUACCUUCAAAUAACUUCAGAGACUCAGAAACAAACGUGUGUUCUCAUAUAUGUUGACUUUGAAACUUAAAAAUGUUUCACAAAGUGAAAAUAAUUAUUCUAGUUGAUCCUAAUUUAUUACCACAUGUAUGUUACUUUACCUCUAAUCCUACAUGCUGAGUAAAAGAAUGACAAAUAUUACGAUGUGUCUUAAAGAGUUUGUUUGGGAGACUUAUUAAAUGCCUUAAGAUUUGUGUGUGUGUGUGUGUGUGUGUGUGUGUGUGU